AUGGCUCCCUGUGAGCAAGGCUCCUACGACGUGUACAAGUCGCCAGGGGAUGGUAAAAGUUGGUUUGGUGCUGAACCAAUUUCACGCGUGUGGGGCAACUCACAUGAUCGAAAAGGGGACGGCGUGCGAAGCGGGUUCACCGCCGCGAAGAUUGAGAACUUGAGGGUGAUGCUGCUCACCACGCCGGUGUAUUCUAAGGUGGGGGACAACUACAAGGGUCGGCUGCAUCUUUGGGUGACGGACAAUGCCCGUGUGCAUGACGUUGGGCUGGUAUCACGUGAAGAGCAUGAUGCCGCCGCCAGCUCCCUGCUGUACAGAAGCGGUAACAAGGAGGAGUUGAUUCUACUGUACGAGGAUAAGAAUGAAGGCGACUCGUACAGUCUUGUGGCCGUGAGCCUGACUGAGCAGCUGGAGCCGAUAAAGAAAGUGGUGAAGGCCUGGAAAGAUAUGGACAAUGCCUUGCAAAACUGUCUUUCCACUGAUACUGUGGGCCUGCAGGCAAUAAGGAAUGUGUGUAUAGGUUCCAUUCCCACCAGAGGGCUGGUUGGCCUUUUGUCCAACACAUUAACGGACGGGACUGUAUGGAAGGACGAGUACCUCGGCGUGACAGCAACAGUGAAGGGUGAGACAGUGACGAGCACGGAGUGGGGCGUGAGGUUCAAAGGCGCAGCAGCGGGGGCGGAAUGGCCGGUGGGCAGCAAGGGGCAGAACCAGCCGUACUACUUUGCGAACAACGAGUUCGCUCUUGUGGCGACGGUGACAAUCCACGCGGUGCCGGAGGAAGCCAGCAUUUCUCUGUUGGGCGCGAGGAUGAACGACACGGACGGUACUGCGCUCUUUGAACUCUCUUACACGAAUGACGGGAAGUGGAGGUUCAAAAUUGGUAAGAGAGUCAACAGAGAGUGCGUGCGCUGGCACGUGGGUGGUAAACAAAACGUUGCAGGUGGUGGUGGAAAUGGAUGA
Molecule: messenger RNA, 963 nt
Organism: Trypanosoma rangeli
Lineage: Eukaryota; Euglenozoa; Kinetoplastea; Trypanosomatida; Trypanosomatidae
Product: trans-sialidase
Exons: 1
Coding region: 1-963 (320 amino acids)
Molecular function (GO): exo-alpha-sialidase activity
Source: RefSeq, a predicted model, not a curated record